GAGCCAAGUCGAGAUCGUCAACAAGAAAAACAUGGCUACAGGGAAAUCGGAACCAGCCUUAAUCCGCUUUGAUGAGACAUCCAAUUUAUGGCCCGAGCCCUUCUCCACCCUAAUCAAUUGCAUUUUCCCACUGGAAUAUGUGUAUUCCGAUUGGUUUCAAUGGCAAGCAAACAUUGAGGCUCAACGCAGAGAUCCAGAAUUUCCCGGCAGCUUACCUGGAGACUGUUUUGAGGCUGGAAGUCGCGUUGAAGGGUUUUGCAUUCCCCAGUUCCUCCUCAGGAACAGUGACAUUGAUCAAGUGAACGCACGUGCUCUUGAUAUCAAAGAACAGUGGCUCCCUGAUCUUGACUUAAUGAAAGUUGUUGAUUCAUUUGUUGAAACAAAUGAAAAGAGCCGGAUACCAAUAUUCACUGUUGAGCAUUUGGAAGACGAUCCAAAGUAUGUAAAGUUGAGGUUGACUGACGAGUUCAAGGAGCAUGAUUCGCGAUUUAAGAAUGCUCCCUACCUCCAUCACUCGUACCUGCUUCCUGACGCAGAUCACCCCAUGGUUAAUGAUGAAAAGGGUGUGUGGUCGAACGACGUGCACGGUCCGGUACGCAAACUCAUGAAAGCCGAUUUUCCAUGCCACGAAGAGGAUCGAACGGAUGUUUUCAAGUUUCCAAUCGCAUGGCCUGAGCCUGCUAUGGAAUGGUUGGUCCGAUCACGCCCUUGUGGUUGGCCCUCUUCAGAGCUUGUUCAAGAGGUGUUCGACAGUGGUUGUCUUUUAGCACCUGUUGGUAGAGGAAAGCGCCUGUACGAGCCCAUCGAUACCUUUGAGUAUUACCGAAAUCCAGAACAGUCAGCGACAAAUUCCGCAAUGGCUGAUGCAGAGGGGAAAUGGGCCAUGGAAGAAACUGAGUGGAGAAUUUCAUUUUCACUGGCGGAAAACAAGCUCGGACGGAGUGUUUCACCCGUUCAACGGCACGUUAUGGUUUUGCUGAAGAUGAUCAAAAAAGCUUACUUUCCAGAUGUUAUUUCGACGUAUUAUUUGAAGAACCUGCUGUUCUGGGAAUGCGAGAGUAAAGGAGAAGCCUUUUGGAGAGAGGACAACUUCGCUAAGUGCCUGUUGUCUAUGCUGGAUCGUCUACACGAGUGCUUAGAGACCUCAGAUCUUCCAUAUUACUUCAUGCCUCAAAGCAACCUUCUUCAAUAUGAAGACACCGCUAAUCUCAAAGAAGCUGCUAUUGUUGUCGCCGAGGUGAGGAGAGAGAUACUACCGAAGACGGUCAGUCUGUUGAAGAGGCUUCAGUCACUAACGUUUCAGUCAAACACCUACUUGCGAGAUGUUGGCGUACCACUGAAGGAUCAUCUUCUUAAGAUGCAGGACAGACAUCUGUCAGAGGAUGAUCAUGGAAAACUGCUGACUGCUCUGCUUUCACUUUUUGUGGGCAAAUGCAAAGAUGUCAUCAAGAGUUUGCGGAGAACCACGCUUGAACCUGACAAAGGCAAAGGAGUAGAAAAUCUGUUGAACGUUGCUUUGUAUGCUUACCAGUCGAUACUUGCCAGAAAUUUGUACAAGCUGUGGUUCUUAAUGACCAAGGAUGAAGACACCAAAGACGGAGAGAAGGAAGAGGAUGAGUUUACGUCAUUUGUACGCGAGGAAGUGAAGGGCCUUUCUUUAGAUGGCGAUUUCGUUGCUCAGUCCCUCGCCUUCUUCCACAGCGCGAAAAACGGAAUGGAGCCAUCUCGGUCGAUUCUUUGUUCAAGAGCGAUGAAAUACCUUAGGGAAGAACACGUAAGGAUGGCUGUCGAGAGCACAGAAAGUGCACUUGGAGAGUUAAAGGCAAAAUUCAGCUGGUUUAAGGUUAGCGUCUUGAAAGAAGCUGCGGAAAGAGCCACAAAGAAGUUACUAAGAGAGAGUCAUACUAGAGACACACUUUCAAAAGAAGCGAUCCAGAGUGCACUCGAAGAGGAAAUUCAAGCACUUCAUGGUGAAAGAAUAGGAAAAAAGUAAUAUCGUUAAAAAGAAAGGAACGAAGUUGUUGGCAGAAGUUAAAAUAAAGAGAUGAACUGGGGGAAAGAACAUGGGUCAAGAAUUUUCACUCUUCCGUAGAAAUAGUUUGAUUAAGUGUUGAAGUGAGCCACUGACUCGUUCCAAGUUGUAUUCAAAGCGCGUGUGACCGACACGGGCAGGAUGGGAGUGCAAAGUGUGAUGAAUAGGAAGUAAAACUUUUAAUUUUAGAUAUUAGACUAAAUUCGUAUAACUCUUCCAGUACAUUCAUCGGACUGUACUAGACUGUUCAAAACAAAUGGUAGUUGCCUUAGCCAAAAUAUUAUUGGAGCCCAAAGACCAUGGGGAUGCAUGAUUAAGUGUAGCAAUUUUGAAUUUACUUGACUUUUUUUACCUUACAGCCGCAACCACACGACGAAAAUCAUUAUCCUUUGUAGCAUCGGUUUUUUCGGAAUUUUUUUGGAGAAAAUUCAGCGGUCAAAAUGUAUAUGAAUAGGUGUUCACAACUGUUUUUUAUUGAUCUUCUCAGUGAUAGACUCAUUAACUUAUAACGAAAGGAUUACACAAACUCACUUUAUCAACCCUCAUGAAUUCAGCUGAGAAGAGAGGUUGUUCUUUAAGUAUACUGCACUUUUCAUUACGCUUGGCUUGUUGUGAAUUGAAGAUAGUGAAGCCAAUAGGUGCACCUGUGAACUGUCUCAGUAUUAGCCACGCAAAAGAAAACGGAAAAACCUCGACAUGAAUUCUUUCUUGUAAAAAACGUCGAUCAAUAAAUAAUUUUUAUAAACUGCAUUUCUAGUGAAAUCAUGCA
Molecule: messenger RNA, 2801 nt
Organism: Pocillopora verrucosa
Lineage: Eukaryota; Metazoa; Cnidaria; Anthozoa; Scleractinia; Pocilloporidae
Source: RefSeq, a predicted model, not a curated record